CACAGUUACCUUUCCGGUUCUACCUCACAAUGUAAUUCAAGCGUCGAAAUCAAUGAGAUUUGAAACGAGGAGCGUGGAACCGGGCGCUUUAGCGAAACAGAGGUCGCUCGUCAUCGUCGACGCUUCGGCGUCGCUUUUUCCAUCAUCCCGCUCGUUUCGACGCCACCAUUGCCUCCGCAUCUCUCCGCAGCUGCGGCCCACGAAGUGUUAUCGCAAAGUGGUACCGGGGAACACACCCAGCCGUAUCUCCCGUGUUUUGAAACGCUCGCAUGGCUUACAAAAGGCUGUCGCCGUGGAAAAUCGGUACGGAAAAUGUCACAGCCUUGUCACCCCGAUGCAGCGCAAAAUAGUAUAUCGACCUUACGGCCUGCACGCGAAGAUGACAUAUUUAACGACAGCAGAUUGACGAAAUUC
Acromyrmex echinatior (Panamanian leafcutter ant) is the source of this 414-nucleotide messenger RNA. RefSeq lists its product as uncharacterized. The record is from RefSeq and is a predicted model, not a curated record. NCBI's taxonomy places the organism in Eukaryota, Metazoa, Arthropoda, Insecta, Hymenoptera, Formicidae.